GUUACUUUGGUGUUUAAUGUUCGCUAUUAUCGUUGUCAAUGUCUGUUGUGUCGAAGAGUUCAAAUUAGGAUUAUUGUUAGUUUCAGCCCUUUUCAUGUGUAAUAUUUUGGUAUCUUCAUUUGUUUUCUUAUGAGUUAUUUAUGUUAACGAUUGUAAGUUUCUAAAAUAAUGAACUACAUUGCCCUUGCUCACAGAUUGCAACAUUCAAAAUAGGUAAUCCUUUCAGUAUCUAAAUCAAACAUCGCUUUGUGCUUUACUAGUGUUAUAUGCAAAAAUUUUCAUCGUUGUUGCCUUACGUUCACUCCGGGUGAUAUAAAAUAUCAGCUCUUGAUAAGUAUUAACAGACAUAUUUCAGUGCAUCUAGAAGUAUCAGAUCCAAAGACAGCUUUCUAUUUUUUCCGCCAAUUCAGCUUUUUAGUUAGCUCUGCUUUAUCGAGUUAGAUUUCCACCCAGUUUGUCAACAAGUAUAUUUUCUCUCACUCAAUUUCUUGCUGAUCUUUUGCAUCAUCCUUAUGAUCUAUUAAAAAAAGUGCCGAUGUUCUUCUAUCUCUUUCGCAUUACAAUUAUCUAUAUUCUCUAAGGCUGGUCUCUCAUCUAAGAAUUUCUGUCAGUUUGAUUGUGACAGCACAAUAUUCGGAUCGUCGUCUGUUAGUCUCAGAACAUUUGGAUCCAGUGUUCAGUAAUAAGGAUAUAAGUGAAGAUCCAACUUCUUUAAAAAUUUCCACUGAUGGGGCUGAUACCACUUGUUCAGGUAAGGCGUUCCAAUCAUUGACUACUCGGUGAGAAAAACGGUUUGUGAACCUUCUUGCUGACCUCAGAGAUUAUUGGUGCUGGAGGGAGCAAAAAGAUAAGACACAUUGACACCCAAAUCAUAAUUAAAGAUACGAAAUGCCAGUAUAAGGUCACCUCGCGUCCUACGAUACGAUCCAGGAUAAAAUGUGAUUUCAUUAGCCGUCCAUGUUUCUUAACGCAACUCUUUAUUUCGCAAACUUACUGGGAGGCUCGAUUUGGAUUUACGUUCAGGACUAAAACAUUCUUAUGCAUGUUGAUUGUUUAUACAAGCAGAUUGCUUCUUAAACUUUAUACCCCCUCACAAUUCGCUUCAUUUACUUCCUUAGGAAAUGAAUUUUCACCUGUUUUUAGCCAAUAAUAAUUAGGGCACAAUUUCUUACCUUGUUGUAUAGUAUUGUUGGUGUAUUCAAACUUCAAUUCUUCCAAAGUUUAGGGAUAUCCUGCCGCCCAAAACUUUGCUGUUUGGUUGUUUUAUCGGUAUUUGCUCCCCCAAAGUAGGCCAAAAAGCCACAUGGCACUCGUCAAUAAAAUUCAACCGAGUCAAUCUAUUCCACCUACUAGACUCCCAGAAAAGCUAAAAAGAGUUGGGUCUCUUGUGGAAUUAUUUGAUUUCUUCGUGUUGAAUGAAGGGACGGUUAUUGAUACUGUGUCCGUUAACACGUUUUUGUAUACCUAUCGCAUAUUUGCUGAUAUGGAAUUAGUUUUGGAAGUUGUAAAUAAAAAAUUUUGGGAUACAUGCCAUUCAAGCCUAAUACCUACCUCUUGGAAAGUUGGGAUUAUUUCGUCUUUCCAGUAUUUUCUUGGUGCAUGGUUGCAGCAGCCUCAUGUAAAAGAUUUCGAUUCCCCACAGAAAAUUAUUCAUCUUAAAUGGCUAGUACGGAUCCUCGCCGGUUGGUUUGAUGUUUUCCAACCCUCUUGUAAUCAAGACAGUCACAAUUAUGUUCUAAAAGAGUUGAUGAAAUGCUGUGGAAAUAAUGUGUCUUCUAAAAGUCAAGAUACGACGCGAAUCGUUCUGUGCAACAUUGAUUCAGAAGUGUGGGAUCGAAUUACUGCAGAUAUGGAGUAUUUAUGCCGACAAGCUGUAAAUUGUCUGAAAAUCAUAGCCUGUAAAUAUCAAAUAGACUUAACUCGGGAAAAACAAUUACCGUCAGUGCGUAUAAUCACUAUAAAUCGAGUCAGUUGUCAUCAUUCACCACACAACUCUGCAAUGCAUAAAUCAGAGAAGCAUUUAAAAGAAAUAAUUACCAUUACACCUUCUAUUAACCCAUUAAUUAAUUUAUGGAAUUUAAAUUUAGAUACAGUGGCUGAACAACUGACUGUUGCUGAUCAGAGAUUAUUUCUCGACAUGGAGUUAAAUGAUUGCCUGAUAUAUGCUAGAGGCAAACCUGCUCCAUCCGUGCAAGCUACAAUCGACCAAUAUAAUAAAUUAUAUCAUCUUGUCCAAAGUUCAAUGUUUAACUCAGAUCAGGAUUUUCCAAUACUAGUAGAACCUACACCGAUCUAUUUAAGACGUUUUAAUAAACGGGGUAACUAUAAUAGUCCAACAACAAGAGUUAGUCCACAGAUAAUAACGAUAUGGUCUAAAAAUUCACCUAAUAAUAAUUCUUUGGCAUCGGAUGUGGGAAAAUUAAAAACUGGAUGCAUAAUUACAUGGAUUGAUAUUGCUUAUCGAUUAGGACAAACAAGGAAUUAUUCAGCAUUAAAAGCCAUAAUUAUGGCUUUGCAGUCCACUCCAGUACUCCGAUUAUGGCAUAGUUGGAAUGUUUUGGAAUAUCAUUAUCAUGAACAUUUUAUGAAGUUUAAAUAUUUGGCUUCUGUAGUAAGCUUUGAUAAUAAUCAAGAACAAUUGAGAAAACGGUUAGAUAAGUGUGCGAACAAAAUGUAUUGGUACUUAAAACUCAACAAUCCAAAUCCAUUAUGUGGAGACAUAAACAGACCUGGUGAUAUCUCACAAUUUGAAGAUUGUGAUGCAGAAUAUAGCAGAGGGACUAGAUAUUCAACUUUACCAAAUCAGUCAUCUUAUUUAAGUGGUGUCAUACCGUAUCUCGGUGUAUUUCUUAGUGAUUUAACUUUAUUGCAUCAUUCGUCACCGGAUUAUAUCAGUCGAUCAAACUAUUCCCCAUCAAAUGAGAAUAAGCAAGAAAUUAAUACUAAUAAUCAGGAAAGUGCUCUCCCUUAUACUACUACUGAUAAUGAUAGCAAUAAUAAUAAUAAUAUUAAUUCGUCAGUAAUCAAUGCAACAAAUAAUACUAAUGUUUUUUCAAAACAAUCGGUUAAAAAUCCGUAUGGUAAAAUAAAGCUAUUGCAUAUAUCAGAUCAACUUGGAAAUUUUACCCAAAGUACACCUGAUUUGUCAGCAGUAAUUGCAUCGUCAUCAACCGUACAAUCAGAUAAUAACAGUACGAAACAAUCCUGGAAAUUAUUGAAAAAUGUAUCAUCGAAUACAAAUGUCCCACCUAUUAAACCAUCAGUUUCUGCUGAUCAUGAUGAUAAUUUCCAAUUAAAUGGGCGUGUCAAGAAGGAAAAGUUUGGCCUUUCUAGACGUCAUUCUACAACUGAUAGUACUGAUGAUAAACUAAUCAAUCUGGAUAAACAUCGUCGAGAGUUUAGAAUUCUAGCAAAUAUUUUUCUUCUUCAACAAAAUGCCCAAUUUUAUUCACUGAGACCUGAACCAGAUUUUAUUACAUGGUUUCAUUCUUAUCCAUUAAUCUCAGAAAAUGAAGCUUUUAAUCGUUCUUGUGAUCUAGAACCAGUUGAUGAUCAAGUACAACAGCAUAUAAACAGACCUUUCAGCGCAUCUUCAUAUACAUUUGACACAAGUGAUUCAAGUGGUGCAGUCGAUAUAAUAAAUAGUAAUAAAUCACGACAUCCACGUAAUAAUACAAAUAUCCAUGUAGAAAGAUCUAAAUAUGCUAUAACCCGUCCACCCAGUGCGACAGCUAUUGGUGCCACUACUACUACAUCAAUCAUGAAGAAUCCUAACACUCACAUUAGUAUCAUUAAUAGUAUUAGUUCAAGUCGAAAUAAUAAAUCACGAAUUAAUGGAACAUAUUCAUCAAGUGAUUUACUUGAUGAUAUCAAAUACAACAGGUCGACAACUACUGAAGAACUGAUUGCAGGAAAUAGUUUGGACAUUUUAUAUCAGCAAAAUAACCACAAACAUAAUAUAAAAACAUCAACUUCUAGAUGGACCACACACAAAAGUUCAUCAACUACAUUUGAUGCACGUAAUGAUAGCAAUAGUAACGACAGUAAUUUAUCCAUUACUGUUUCUUUGCAUCAUACAAAUAGUCAGCAUGACGGUCGUGUAUCACCAUUUAUUGCUAAAGUCGCUCAUUUAGGUAGCCUGUCGCAUGGAUCUCAUGGCCAUAAUGAUAAUCGCUUUUCAAAUUCGAAACAAACACAACCCAUAAUUCAAUUGUCAGUUUCUCCUGUGGAUAGUGUUUCUGAUGUACUAUCGAAAGCCCUUAAAUUAUUUGGUUGUGCUGAUCAAAAGAUUGAUAAUUAUGAUCUAAUUCAUGUCCGUAAAGAUGCUCGAGAUGUAACUCUUCCAAAAAAUUUCAACUUCUAUGAAUCGAUAAAUUAUUCUUCCUUUCAUUUAUCAAAUAAUAAACAUUAUGAAUUAUUAGAAUUUAUUUGUACACCAACUAUUCAUAAUGAGAAUAAUAAUGACAACAAUAAUAGUAACUAUAGUAAUAGUUUAAACACUUCACCAUCAUCAUCAGCAGCAUAUAUAAAAACUAACAAUAACACAAAUUAUCAUGGUAAAAAUCACAAUUCACAGCCUAACAUGACUACAACUGAAUAUGCUAAACACUAUAAAUUAACAAGUAAAAGCUCAAAUAAACAUUGUACUGUUGAAUUAUGGUCAUGAGUAUUUAUCAAUAAUUGUUUCUUAAAAAAGAAAUGAAAAAUUGAUUGUUUUUCCUCAUCAGUUUACUGUUAUUUUCCAUUAUCAAAUGUGCUGAAAUGCAUAUUGCCAUUGUUAAUAAUUUUGUCGCAUGUUUUUUGUCACUGCGCCAUUUAUUUUUCCACUAAUUGAUCCUAUCAGUCAAUAACUAAAUAAAUAAAUUCCCCCUCCCCGAAGAAAAAUUUGUUCAAUAUUUCGCCAUGUCUUUCAUGAUCGCGCAUUUUUCCUAAAUAGUUGUUCUGUUUCUUCUAUUCUCAUCACCUCUCCUAACCCCGUUCCCCUUUACUCACCUUGAAUUUUCUGCCAAAUAUGUAGUAUAUUGUUUUAAUUAACUCCCUUAUGGAGUUGUAAGCUACGUCGAAACACAUAUCCAGCAGUGCAUCUUUUAUGGUAAUGUGAUUAUUAAAUGUUGUGAUUUCACACUUUCUUUGUUUAUUCCUCACAACCUAGAUACUUACUAUUAAGGAGAUAAUAACAUCUUACUUAUUUGUUCACUGUUCAAUAGUAAAGAAUCGCUGUUUGUUUUACUUUGAUUUAUUUUUUAUUGACAUUGGACUAAAAACAAUCAAUUGUAUAUUUAUAAAUUAUUGUGUAUUUUGAAUAUCAUAUUAUUGUCACAAUACAUAAAUAUAUUUUCUGUCUAACUUU
This is a messenger RNA of Schistosoma spindalis, 5350 nucleotides long. The record is from the annotation of a GenBank genome assembly. NCBI's taxonomy places the organism in Eukaryota, Metazoa, Platyhelminthes, Trematoda, Strigeidida, Schistosomatidae.